Molecule: messenger RNA, 837 nt
Organism: Suillus subaureus
Lineage: Eukaryota; Fungi; Basidiomycota; Agaricomycetes; Boletales; Suillaceae
Exons: 4
Coding region: 1-837 (278 amino acids)
Source: RefSeq, a predicted model, not a curated record
AUGCGGGUCACUACGAUUCUCGGUUUUUUCUCUGCAAUCAUUCCUUUCAGUUUCGCUAACACUCAUGGCAACCACUGGAGCAGGCGUCACCAAGAAGUUGCAAUCCGCGCCCGUGGUGAUGUAGAUGUCCAUAAGCGUUCCUUCGAUAAUGCUCGGUUCACCUUCUAUGAUGUCGGCUUGGGUGCUUGCGGAGACUACAGUGCUCCCAGUGACUUUAUUGUGGCGUUAAAUGUCGACCAGUACGGCAGUGGAUAUCCUGGCCCAAUGUGUUUCUUGUCAAUUACAAUUUCUUAUGGUGGAAAAACAGCCCAAGCUGUUAUCAUGGAUGAGUGUAUGGGCUGCCCUUACGGUGGACUUGACUUCUCUACCGGUCUUUUCGACUACUUUGCAUCCGAGUCGGAGGGUGUGCUCUACGGGUCAUGGUGGUUCAAUAGCGAUAGUCCUACUACGUCUACCAGUUGGACCCCUACUACCACCUCAACGUCCUGGACUCCUCCUGCAACGACCUGGACCCCAGCGACAACAUCGACUCCUGAUCCUACCACCUCCUCGACUUCAACGUCAUCAUGGACGCCCCCUACGUCUUCAUACACUCCCACCACCACUUCUACUUCCACUUUCAUUUCCACUUCCAACUUCAGCUCCUUGGCCUCUACCACCUUUUCGGCCUCAUCUACGUCCAUCAAUUACAGCUCAGGUGUGGCCAGUGGGAUUGCUGUCCCCACUGGGUCCCCUGUCGCUGCGCCAAACAGCGCUAACCCCCAGAAUCUCCUGGUCUUGAAUCAAGCCAUAAUCGAUAUUGGGAUCAUGCUAGCAGCUGCAGAGGACGGAAUUUAA